This is a messenger RNA of Peromyscus maniculatus bairdii (prairie deer mouse), 736 nucleotides long. NCBI's taxonomy places the organism in Eukaryota, Metazoa, Chordata, Mammalia, Rodentia, Cricetidae. The record is from RefSeq and is a predicted model, not a curated record.
GUGGGCUCUGUCCUGCCCCAGGGCCUUUGCACAUGGUGUUUGCAGUAGAGAAUUGCACUGUCCAGCUGUCCCCAAGGCUCCCUUCCUCACAGUCUCUGCUUGUUACCGACGACAUCUCCCCAGCCCACCUUAUUGAAAAUCGUACCCUCGUUUUCAGCUCCCUUCAUUUCCACCACAGAGCUCCCCCACUCAAAGGCAUGCCCCUGAGGGCAGGCUCGGGGGAAGGUGCCAAGCUCAGGGUGGAUGAAUACCGGAUGGAUGACUGGCCCAUGGUGAGGAGUGAAUGAAUGAAUGAGUGAAUGAAUGAAUGGCCUGGAACAGGGUCUGCUGUGGAGCAGGCACCGGGCUAACAACACACCUUGAGUGAGUGGGUGAGAGAACAGAAUGGGGCCUGGCACACAGCAUGAACGCUCAUUCAGAGUGGCACACAGUAGGUGCUCAGUGUAUGUGGAGAGCAGAGUCAUGGCUGCCAGAAACUAGGUGGUGCGUGGCUCUCCAGCUCUGUCCUGCUCCGUCCAGUCCCAACCACUUCUACCCGCAGCCCCUGGAAGCAGAGGCCAGCUCAGUGCACAGCCUGGAGAGGCAGGUGCAGGAGCUGCAGCAGCUGCUGGCGGAGAAGCAGGAGGAGAAGGAGAGCCUGGGCCGGGAGGUGGAGAGUCUGCAGAGCCGCCUGUCCCUGCUGGAGGUCCCCGAUAUCCUGUGUGUAACUUCAAAGUACAUCGAUGAGGAGAAAUGA